Mytilinidion resinicola is the source of this 570-nucleotide messenger RNA. RefSeq lists its product as uncharacterized. NCBI's taxonomy places the organism in Eukaryota, Fungi, Ascomycota, Dothideomycetes, Mytilinidiales, Mytilinidiaceae. The transcript has a single exon. Bases 1 to 570 code for a protein of 189 amino acids. The record is from RefSeq and is a predicted model, not a curated record.
AUGCUGCUGGUCUGGACGGGACCACGGCGGCAUCACGUUGCUCUUGGGGCCUCAUGCUUUGCGGAGAGGGCGGCCGUCAUCCUCCUCGAAUCAUGGCCGAGCCCGCUGGACCUGUCGCCCUCGCAGAGCCUGCCCUCGCCCAUCUGCGCGCUGCCCCGUCCUGACUUGCGCCCCCGUCACACCAACUUCAUCUCGUCGUGGAAAAAGUCGGACGGCCGUGUUGGGAGACCUGGCUACUGCUCAUUUGCACGACGACCCAGGGAAGCUGACAUAGCGCGAGCGGCGCGAGAGCCACGAUCCAGUCCACGAAGCCCGCAGUUUCUCCCCAACUCCUCCCUCGCCCAUUUCCCCAGGCCCGUCGCCAUCACCACCAUCCCACGCUCAUCACCGCUCCCGCGCCGCAUCACCGCGCGCCGCCCUCGCUCCGCCGCCAGCCUCGCCGCCAGCCGUGGCCGCGAAGACGCGCAUCCUCUCUUGCCGGCGACGUCGUCUCUCCAUGGCCCCCUAGACGCCGUCCGCGAUUGUGCCUCUGAUGUUCCGGAACCCGGUGUUGCAGCGGCCUGCCGAUGA